GCUGCACCCGCGCAUAAUAGCUACCGUCGUCGUGAAACAUCAUUGUUUCGAGGGAAAAUGCUGCAGUGCAUUAUUCUGACCCUACUGGGGGCGCUAGUCCUGACGGAGUGCACGGAGCUUCCUGAGGCCUGCAGACCUCGAGUCCCAGACUGUCCGGAGGAAAAUGAGGCUCAACCAGAUUGUCCCACCUGUUGCUGCACCUCCAGUUUAAACGUGGAAUUCUACGAUUCGACGUCUGAAGAGCCUGAGUGUACUGCACCGCCAGCCAUCUAUGAAGUCUCCUUUACCUACACCCUGACCGACGCCUGCUUCCCUGACUCCAAUGCUAGUACAGCAGGAUGGUCUCGACCAAGUGUAUUCUCUCACAACAGUGGCUUCAGACUGUGGGAUGCCUGCAUGGACAAUAUCAGAGAGGGAGUGGCUCUAUUCUCAACUACAGGGAACCUAGAUGGUGUUACUGGUGAAGGUGUUCUUGCAGCUCUGUCCGCAAAUACUGUUUUAGAUGGACCAAUAUUUGACGGAAGUGCAGUCGCAGAAGGUGCUGGUGGAACAUCCAUAAAUUAUAUCUAACAGUAGACAAGAACCAUCAGCUUGUGUCAACACUCACUAGGUUAACGUCAAGCCCUGAUCAAGUGGUGGGCGUGGCAGAUCUUCGUCUGUGUGAUGGAGACACGUGGAGGGAGAGUGUGAAGGUCUGUUUCGAGCUCUUCUCAACUGCUGCAGCCUCAGAGAGAGUGGCGUCUGAGAUGCAGAGGAACAGCGUGCAGGGAAGCAGCUGCAGCUUUGGCUACAUUGAGUUUAACCUUAUUGAGGUGAGCUUUUAGGAGAGAAACUUUGAAGACACUUGAAGACACUGUCCAAUUCCUGCAGAUGCAGUCUACAA
Messenger RNA from Geodia barretti, 883 nucleotides. Lineage: Eukaryota; Metazoa; Porifera; Demospongiae; Tetractinellida; Geodiidae. The record is from the annotation of a GenBank genome assembly.